Molecule: messenger RNA, 1691 nt
Organism: Plectropomus leopardus (leopard coralgrouper)
Lineage: Eukaryota; Metazoa; Chordata; Actinopteri; Perciformes; Serranidae
Gene: ecsit
Product: ECSIT signaling integrator
Biological process (GO): innate immune response; cell surface receptor protein serine/threonine kinase signaling pathway
Cellular component (GO): mitochondrion
Molecular function (GO): protein binding
Source: RefSeq, a predicted model, not a curated record
UUCCGCCGGCUUUUCAUCAUGGAGGCGACCACGGAGGAGGAUUUCUGAAGGAGACUAAUUUCUGUGCUAGUUCGUCAGCGUUAAUACUCUGUUCCCUGGAUGUCUGUGUAAUGUCUCGACCAUGAAGUCUGCCCGCUGCCUCCUCCAGCUGCAGAGUCUGAGACUGCUGGGUCAGUCCUCCAGGUCUGCUGUCCAGCAUGCUGCUCUGCUCCAGCCAGCCCCCUCCAGCCAGCCUCACAUGCUGCAUCACCCCCAGCACCAGGUGUUGAGGGGUUUCCACGGCAGCACGCCCUGUGCUAAGAAUCGACCCAUACCUGCAGAGUUCAUCAACGAGGACGACAAGAAGAGGGACAAGUCCUUGGUCACCCAUGAUGACCUGUUUGAGCAGGUGGCCAAAGAAGCCAAAACCAAGGCCACGUUUAACCAAGUGGUGGAUGUGUUCAUCAAGAGAGACAUCAGGCGGCGGGGUCACGUGGAGUUCAUCUACGCCGCUCUGAAGAAGAUGCCAGAGUUUGGCGUGGAGAGAGACCUGGUCGUCUACAACAAGCUGCUGGAUGUUUUCCCCAAAGAGGUGUUUGUGCCCCGAAACUUUAUCCAGCGAAUGUUCAAUCACUAUCCCCGACAGCAGGAGUGCGGGGUGCAGAUACUGGAGCAGAUGGAGAACUACGGUAUCAUGCCCAACAUGGAGACCAAAGUCCUGCUGGUCCAGAUCUUUGGAGAGAAGGGCCAUCCCAUGAGGAAGUACCAGCGCAUCAUGUACUGGUUCCCCAGAUUCAAACACGUGAACCCGUUCCCCAUCCCCCAUCAGCUGCCUGAGGACCCGGUGGACUUGGCUCGCUUUAGCCUGACUCGUAUUGCUAAUGACCGGGACGCUAAAGUCACGGUCUACCAGCUGCCCUGCACAGACAUCACAGAGAGUGGAGAGGAGGUCACACUUCCACAUAUAGUCGGUAUCCAGAGCCCCAUCCAGAUGGAGCUGCUGGCCCAGCAUAACCCAAGCAGACCCGUGUUUGUAGAGGGCCCCUUCCCUCUGUGGCUCAGGAAGACCUGUGUGCACUACUACAUCCUCAGAGCUGACCCCACGCCGCCGGACGAGAAGGUGGAGGAACCCUAUGAUCCAGAGAGGUGUCUGGAUUAUCCUCUGCAGCUAGACCUGGAUUAUGACCGCGACUUGGGAGACAUGGAGACCUUUGAUGUGGAUGACUUGGAUGAGGGUCCAGUCUACGCCAUGUGUAUGACCAGCCAGGGAGACCAGGCCGUCCUCAACCAGUGGCUCUCCGGCCUCCAGGAGAACAAUCCCAUCCUGGGUCAAGUCCCCACGCUGUUCCGCCUGGACGCCGGGCCCCAUGAGCUGCAAGCGGCGGCUGGCAGGGAGUCAGCUGACCACCACAAGGUAGACCCAGAGAACCAGAGAGAGGAGAGACGGUCUGAAGAGGAACCCAGGGGGACAGUGGAGGAAGAACCAAGGAGAAGCCAGAGGAUGAAACAGUGAACAGCUGUGUGAUAGAGACUGACUGAUAAAAUAAUGACAUACUGUAUAUGGCUCAUGUAGGAGUAUAUGUCCAUGCUGGGGAGGGGCUGGACUAGUGUAAGCUGCUAGUUCAUCAGACGAGGGAACACGCCAACUGAGCAAGACCUGCAGAGGACUCGGCGCUGGUAAUGAUCUCUAAUCAAAUAAAGUUAAAAUAACA